Dicrocoelium dendriticum is the source of this 300-nucleotide messenger RNA. The record is from the annotation of a GenBank genome assembly. NCBI's taxonomy places the organism in Eukaryota, Metazoa, Platyhelminthes, Trematoda, Plagiorchiida, Dicrocoeliidae.
AUGAAAUGUGGUGGUCUGACCAACGCAAGGACUCCAACAGACGAGGAACGAGCAAAACUGGAGCCGUUGCUCCUGGACAAGUUGGAAUCUCAUUUGGGCACCAAGCCCUCUUCCGCUGAAGUUGUUCAACUCUCCACACAAGUGGUGGCAGGGACUAACUAUUUCGCUAAGGUCAAAGUGGAUCACGACAAGUACGUACACGUGCGUAUACACGAAAAACUGCCGUGCCACGGAGGUCAUCUGGAGUUGCAUGCAGUCCAGCCCGACAAGGCUCAUGCUGAUCCGAUCGCCUACUUUUGA